AUGUUACGCAUUAAAGAAUUACAGAACGAACUUACCCAAGCCCAGGAAGAAAUACAAGUAAUUUUAAACGACAAUAUUAUUAUUAUUUUCAUACAGUAGCAAUGUACAUAAACGUAGAUGUGUGUGUUUGUGUGAAUUAAGAACUUGAAGGCCGAGAAUCGAAUAUUCAAAAUGAUGGAGAAACGGCAGGAAACUGCGUUGUCCAAAUAUGAGGAUACGCACGCGCAGCUGCCGCAGGUGAUCAAGUCGUACAGCGAGGACUUGCGGAUCUUGCAGAAUCGUUUGCGGCGCACGAAGGAGGCUUACAGGCAACUGGAGAAAAAUCACCUGCAUCAAGGUGCCCAGCUAUCAGCCAUCCAGAAGCAGCACAAACAUUUACUGGACUUAACCAAAAAUAAACAGCUUGGCGAAAGGGAAAAGCUUUCCAAUCAACUGGAAGAGGCAGAGAAUGCGAUAAAACAAUUGGAGAAAAAAAAUCAGGUGAAACGGCUAUAUCAAGUUAGGUUAAAUAAUUAGGUUAGAGGUUCACACGAGUUAAUUUUUGUUAAUCGGUCCACGCAGAAUUUAGUAAAAACUAUAGAACUGCAUACUAAAAACCACCGGAACCAGCUGAACGUAGAAACCGGAAAGGCUAAGGCACUGCAAGUGGAGCUGAAACGAGUGACGGACGAAAACCGUAAACUUGAAUCAAAAUUAGAAAGAUUCAAGUACCAAAGUUACGGUGGAAAGAAAGCCUUUUAUAACGCUUCGGAAGUGGACCGAACCAAUCGUAUGGCCAGGUGAGUCUAUGUUCGUUUUACACUGCAUUAAUAAUCAGUAUCGCAACUAUAGAUUACGGGGCCCGUAUGCAGUAAUUAUAUUGAGUCCAUUUCUAAACUUACUUUAUGUACAAGUGUUUAAGGCUCUUUUAGGUUUUCAAAGAUGUUUUACUUUUGUAUACAUAAUAUACACUAUGAAGUAGCACUGAAGUCCCAAAAAAAAUAUUUUGCGAACUAAACCUAAUGAAUUACAAUAAUGUUUGCUCCAUAGUUAAUUCACCCUCCCAAACGUAUGCAGUUCCCUUGGGCCAAAACCGGAAAUACAAAAUGUAUUACGUUUACUUAGUUUGUUAUAUAGUAUAUUACUAGCUAUUAUUAAUAUAUUAUCUAGUGAUUACCAUGACAAAUUAGAAUCGAAUUAAUCAUGAUAUAUAUUGUUGAAUAUUAUACUAAAUACAGUAUCGACUAGAAAAACUGAUAUUUGUGUUAAAGUAAACUUAUACGCUUUUAAAUAUAAUAAUUUACAUUUACAUACGAUUUUCAAAUUAUUUACAUUCAAACAUCUAUAUAUUUACAUGUUCUAUAAUUUAACUGCCAAUGAUGUCAAUCACACACAGAAAUCUGAAAAAAAAUUAUACUCUUUGUCUUCUCAGAAUAACUACAAUAAUGAUAAAACGAUAAUGAAUCAUUUGGGCCUGUGUACCUACCAGUUUAAUUAGUCUUUAAUAGUUGCACGUAUUUAUUUAACUAAUUUUAAUAUAAUGAAAAAGUUGUUACACAUUUUUUUUUUUUUUUUUAAACUAUGAAAUUCAUUCGAAUAUAUAAGUGAAAUUUGAAUUAAAGUCAUCAUAUUUAUAAAUAAAAUAUCCAUAUGGAUAAUGAUAUGUAUCGUGUUAUAGAAUAUCAAUCUACACAAACAAUCUGGAGCAACCAGAAAAGAGGGAAUAAGAAAUACAUGUUCAGAGAAUAUAACUUCUACGAAAUUUGAUAUUUUUUUUAUGGAUUCUAAUUUCUAAGUAGUACAAAUUUACACGUUUCCUGGUUAUUUUGAAUGCAUGUAUGCUGCCGUGUGUUUCAUGUGUUUAGUAAUUUAAUAUCCCAAAAAGCCUAUCUAGACAUAUUUAAAAUAUCCACCAAAAAUAAAUCCUGGUUGCGUCACUGGUACUAAUUUAACCCAUUAUUUAAAAUUAAAAACGCAUCUUGUAAUUAAUAAAUAUGUUUUAUUAAACUAUAUUCAUUGUUGGAUUAACAAGUUAUAACGUCAUGUGAAAUUUAAACUUUUUCUACGAUUUAUCACAGAAGUGUUAAGUCCUAUGCCUACUAGACUUAUACCAUAUCAUAAACGUGUCUUUGCUAGCUAAUCAUAAAAAACUUUUCAGACCAAAGACGGCAGUGCAGCCCAUCAGUGUGCCGUUAAUGGCUGGUGCCGAUGGUAACGAUCAUAGUGAUCAAACCCCGUCAUCGUUACCGGAUCGUGACGGCACGUCGAUCAAACAGGAAUUGUUAUUGGUCCAUGGGGAAUCUUCCGAGAUUAGUGACCAUACCGAAGAACUGCAAAUGAACCUCAUGCGGCAGGUGCAUGAGGACGUGAUAAAUGCACCGAACAUGUUGGUCCGUAAAAUACCGGAUUCGUCAGAUUCGACGUUGAUUCGAAGGAUUUCCGCACUUGUCAAGGUUACAACUACCUAAUAAAAACAACACGCGUACUUAUUUUCCGUUUAACCCACGUGAAGGUUUUUUUUUUUUUUGUUUAGGAAGAAUAUAUUUUAUCGGGCGUCGGACGUGAAGAAAACACUAUACUGCAGGAACAGACAACACCCACCACCGAUGGAUACAAAAAUCCUUUCUCGUUGUCUAACCCAUUUCGACCGUCAACGGCGACCAAAAAAAAACUUUGA
This is a messenger RNA of Cinara cedri, 2656 nucleotides long. NCBI's taxonomy places the organism in Eukaryota, Metazoa, Arthropoda, Insecta, Hemiptera, Aphididae. The record is from the annotation of a GenBank genome assembly.